GGGGUCUUUUCUAUUUGUUCUUUUUCUCUCUCAUAGUGAGCAAAAUCUUCUUUGAGAGAAUGGCCCAGCACUGCAGAUCCAAAUCCCCAUUCUUUUCUGCUUUUCUAAGGCAUCUCAGAAAGCAAAAUAUCACUUUUUGAUUCCACAGCUCUUCUGGGUCGCUCUCUUUUUGCUUCAACAUUAAUGGGUUUCUUCUGCUUCCGCUUCUCAUCUUCACCAACAAUGAGUGUUUGAAUUUUCGCUUUUCCUGGUUUUCUUUCCCUUAAAAAUGAGGAUACUUUAUUAUAUCUUGUUUAAGUGAAACGUCUACAUUAUCAUCUAUGGCAUUAUUGGGCAUGAGUGCAAACAUGCGAUGCAAUGGUUAUUUCCCAGGAUAUCAUUCCACACGGGAUCUUGUCUUAGGCACCGAAGGCAGCUCAUGGACCUCAUCUAAUGGUAACAGUGAACUUAAGAAUGACUGUUACCAAAUUGGUUCCCUGCCAUUGUCAUCAACAUGUCAUCUUUUAGGGUUCAACAAGGAAGUUCUGAAACAGACAAUACUCAAGCAUGAAGCCAUAUUUAGGGACCAAAUUCAUGAGCUUCACCGUAUUUAUCAGAAACAGAGGGAAUUGAUGGAUGAAAUUAAAAGGAAUGAGUUACAUAAACAUAAUUUAAGAUUGGAAACAUCAUGGUCCAGUUCCUCUUUGUAUUACUCACAAAGCAUGCCUCAGUUGGCUGGUCAAUCAUCUGUUUUAAUUGGUAAAAGCAUCCCAUUGGCUUCUGUGCAAGAAAAGAGCAGGCAAUUAUGUCCUAAUCCUGCUCCAACUGCAAUCAAAGAAUCUUUAAAAGAUUCUAAACUAUCAGAGUCUUCUUACAGAAAAGUUGGAAAGAAAAUAUUGGAUCUUCAACUUCCGGCUGAUGAGUACAUUGAUAGUGAAGGUGAAUCUUUUGAGAAUGAAAGAAUUAUGAAACAGGCCCCAUUGUCAACAGAUAAUUUAAAUGGAAUUUCUCAGGUUGUGUAUAAGAUUGAUGCGAAACCAUAUGGAGUCAAUUCUAAUGGUUUUACUGACUUAAAUUUACCAUUUAAGCUUGAAGAGAGUGUGGUGAAGUCUGAUGAUUUGGGGGGCCAAAUCCAUCAUGGAAACUAUACCUUUCAUGACAUGCCCAGAAGAAUGGCAUUAGGCUCUCAUAAUUUGCCCAAUGAUGCCAUCCAGAAUUUGAACAAAAGACAGGAUCUUGAAGCUUGCUCAGAUGUUCCACUACCGAACCAGGGGAAGAAACAAGGAUGGCUGUCCUCAGGGAAAAAUGAUGGUGGCUUCGGUUCUCUUGCUAAAUUUAAUAAUACAGAAAGACUUGGGCCAAGCAGUGCUUCAUGCUCGUCUGCUCCAUAUCAGCUUGUUUCUGAGGCUGAUAUGACAACUUCUGGGAUUUCACCAGCAUUGUUAUGGAAAAGUAUCAAACCUGGCCCUAGUUUAGAUUGUCAAAGCUAUAUUAUGAACAGAAACAGUAGGUCCAUUCUUUUGGAUCUACCAUCAGUUAGUGCUAAUGAUAUAAACAGCAGUGACAAACAGGUUUCAUCAUCAGCUACCCAUGAGCUUGGGAAGUAUGUCAACGGUUCUAAAGAUGUGGGAACUUACAAGAACAUAAACCUGAAUAUUAUGCCUGCUGGUUAUUCUGAUACAGCAGCAUUUCAAAGCAUUCGGAUUACUGGUGAAAAAGAUGAAUUUCAGGAUUCAACUUGUAUUGAAUCUUUCCUUUUGACUCCUUAUAAAUCUGGGUAUGUACAUUCUGAUUUGAAGUUAAAUAAAGUUGAGAAAAGUAACUCAAAGAGAGACAAGAUUCUUGCAAUAGACCUUAAUGGAAAGCCUCAUAGUUCCAAAAUAUGCGAGAACCUACCAAAAAAUCAAUUGAUUGAAGAAAUUAAGAAGAUAUCUGAUGUAAAUUCACCUAGUUUCCAUGAACCUGACAUUGGAGAACAGACACCUGGCCGUGAACAUUUCUUGGGGAAUGAGAAGAAAAGGCACAAACAUUUUGACCUAAAUUCAUGUAUGGAUGAGGGUGAGAAUAUGGCAAUUGAUACUGAUCUGCAUGCACCUGAAAGCCCAGAGAACAAGGAGUGUUCUCCACCCAGAGGAGAGUCUGAUGAAAACCAUCUUGAGAUGCCCUUGCAAUUGGCAGGAGAGGAGGAUCCAGAGGUACAAGAGGAGCAAGCCAAAACUGCAGCUGAGGCUUUGGUUUCCAUAUCAGGAGUUAUUGCCCAAAAUGGUGUCCAAAUGACAACUUGUCCAUCAUCUGAAUAUUUUGUAAGUAGUUCUCUCCACUGGUUUGCUGGAAUUGUUUCCACAAUAGUGGAUCAUUUAGAGAGUGAGGUUAAGGUUGAUUUCAAUGGUACCAUUAAGGAUCUUGAGGACUUUCUGCCUGCUGACUUUGAUUACUUUGAGUUCAUGUCCUUAAAUUUGACCAAGACAAAAGACCUAGAUUGCUGCCACAAGAGUAGUGGCCAAAAAGGGCAAGAAGGUGGAUCUACAUCACCAACUCAACCAAGAAAAUGCCGAGCAAAUAAGGGGAGGCGGGGGAAAGACUUUCAAAGUGAAAUUCUCCCAAGCCUUGCUUCUUUGUCGCGGUACGAGGUGACUGAAGAUCUUCAGACCAUAGGAGGUCUCGUGGAAGCUGCUAGAACAAACUCGACAACUGGUUACCUAAAAAGUGCAGGUAGAAAUGUUUUGGCUCGGGGGAGGAGAAAGUCUUCUGCUUCAGCCUCUAACAUCACAGACUUGCUGUUGAAACUGAAGGAGCUAAAUAAUAUCACUGAAAUUGAUAUGGAGAAAAGGGGGAUCAUAAGCUGGGGAAAGAUUUGUAGAAAGAGAAGGGGCCAGAGAACUCCAACCAGUAAACCCCACUUUAUAUUUAGCUAAGUAUAUAACUAAUUCUAUAGUUUAAGUUCAUGAACUUUUGGAUGAGGUUUUUAUGAACUAUAGGAUCGUUUUGUAAAUGUCAUCACAGACACUUCAUAGUAUAGUAUGUGAGAGUAUGUUAGAAAAUAGAAAAAGAACUCCUAUGUAUGUCCAAGUUGCUUCUUGGAAUCAAAUCCAUUCUCUCCUAUACAGAAAAUGCACUGACUUUUGUCUCUUUCCUUGCGUGUUGCAUUUUGGAUCUAGUACGACCUUAAAACCAUGCAUAUUUGAAACAAGUAACGCCAUAUCGAGAGUUAUAAUACUUAAAAGAGUCUUAUUACUCGAUGACUUAAAUAUGAAAAUGGUUGUCACUGAAUAUAGUAAGUGAUCUUUCUUGCUUGCAUAUUUGUUGUACUUCUUUAAUUUAUAAAUUUGGUAGCUAUUGAAUAAAUAGUUAAUUCAACUAUUGAUAUUCAUUAAUCUCAUAAAUAAUGAUGCCAUAUGGUCAGAUUCUUGAAGGAUUGAAGAUAUUUUGACAGGCUUAACCAAUACGCCACUUCAGUUAACUAAUUUAGUUUAUAGAUAAUAUGUCAUGCUAUUUAAUUCAAGAAAAUUGUGGUAUUUAUUCUAUACCAAUUAGGUUUUUAUGGUUUUCUAUUGUCUAAUUUUCUGCAUUUGAAGUAGUUAAGAUGACUUCUUUCUUGAGAGGAACAUAUUCAGUUGCUUUAUUUUUAAGAUUCGCUCCUUUUUGUACAUUUCGUGUUUCCUCUGAAUUUUCUUUAUCUUUCUAGAAAUGAAAGAUGGAUUGAGUGCCUUAGAGGAAUGUUUUUUUUACACUUUUUUGGUUUGCCUUUAGAGCAAUUAAUUUGAUCUUUUUUGUG
Abrus precatorius (Indian licorice) is the source of this 3754-nucleotide messenger RNA. RefSeq lists its product as uncharacterized. The record is from RefSeq and is a predicted model, not a curated record. Bases 321 to 2894 code for a protein of 857 amino acids. The transcript has 4 exons. Lineage: Eukaryota; Viridiplantae; Streptophyta; Magnoliopsida; Fabales; Fabaceae.